Messenger RNA from Caenorhabditis elegans, 902 nucleotides. RefSeq names its product PMT_2 domain-containing protein (gene pigq-1). The transcript has 6 exons. NCBI's taxonomy places the organism in Eukaryota, Metazoa, Nematoda, Chromadorea, Rhabditida, Rhabditidae. The record is from RefSeq and is marked reviewed. Gene Ontology annotation, biological process: GPI anchor biosynthetic process. The coding region runs from base 6 to 815 and encodes 269 amino acids. Gene Ontology annotation, cellular component: membrane.
AAUUUAUGGAUAAAAUUACUAAAAACGUGGUUUUAAUCAGGACAUUAGAAGCAAAAAUUCUUCUCGUCCGAACAUUUUCCUUCACACGUCUGUUGCUUCUUGAUGUUGCUUUUUCAAUUUACUUAUGGAAUAUUUGGACACCAAAUUGGGAAUGGACAGUCAAUGAAUUUUGGGAUCAAACUGGAAAUGUUGCUGAUAAUUUGAACGGAACAAUAACAUGGCUGAGAAGUAAUCCAGCUGGACUUAAACUUAAUACUCCCGUAAAUGAAACUCUUGCAUGGUUCUUCACUUAUCACAUUUAUCUAUGGACAACUUUCAUUGGAUUUCUUCGUUCUGAUGCAUUCUUCCGGUUCAUCGCAUACUCUUUGAUCGGUGGCAUUUCAACAUUUUCUGCGAUGGUUUACGAUUUCUCGCAAAUAUUUUUCUUGCACUUCAAUUGUUUUGAUGCCUACGCUACCAAAUUGUGCUACCUUUGUUACUACACUUUAACAGUUCUUUGGAGCCUUGUGAGGGGAAAGAAGUGGAAUCCAUUGAGAGAACGAAAAGACACUGUAAUCCUCGACACUCGUCAGCAAUUCCUGGCAACUUCUCUGUUCGUCAUCCUUCUUUUCAUUCUUCCUACAAUUUUUGUCUACUUCGUCGUCUUCCGAUGUCUUCGACUCGCUGUAUCGGCACUUCAAACCGUGCUCUAUUUCUUCGCAACGUGGCCAUUUCAACUGUUUGCUCUUGAAAAACAUUUAGCUGAAAAAUACGGAAAACCAGCGGAUGCACAAAACGAAGCAUUGGCUGAGAAGAAAACAAAAUCCCAAAACUGAAUUUGGAUAUAUUCAAUUUUGAUAUCUUCGGGUUUUGUUCUCAUCAUGAGUUUUUUCGUUGUAUAUGAAAAUAAAAUUUUGCCAAUU